Mustela lutreola (European mink) is the source of this 3037-nucleotide messenger RNA. It is a transcript of the gene CTNNBIP1, whose product is annotated as catenin beta interacting protein 1. The record is from RefSeq and is a predicted model, not a curated record. Gene Ontology annotation, molecular function: beta-catenin binding. Gene Ontology annotation, biological process: negative regulation of Wnt signaling pathway. Gene Ontology annotation, cellular component: cytosol; beta-catenin destruction complex; nucleus. The transcript has 6 exons. NCBI's taxonomy places the organism in Eukaryota, Metazoa, Chordata, Mammalia, Carnivora, Mustelidae. Bases 478 to 723 code for a protein of 81 amino acids.
GACUCACGGAGCGGGAGGCGGAGGCUCAGGCGGCCGCUCCCGCUGCUGCUGUUGCUGCUGCUGCUGCCGCCGCCGCCGCCGCCGCCGCCGCCGCCGCCGCCGCCGCCGCCUCUGCUGCUGCUGCCGCCGCCGCCGCCGCGGCUGCUCGGGCUGAGCGCGCCCCGGAACAGGCCGCCGCGCGCGGUGCACGGACCCGCAGCCCCCGCCGGCCCGGCCGGGUCUGGCGGCCCAGGGCCCCACCUUCCUAUUUCUCCCCGGCCACAGCCCGCCCAUCACAGUUGAGGAGCUGUUUGCCUGAAGUUAAUUUCCGGAGGCAGUGACACUCCUGAUGCAGAUUCUGUCUAGAAUGGAACCGUGUGAACCAGUCUUGAUGCCGUCCUCUAUUUGGGAUUGAAGUGUGGGGCAGGCCUGUGUGCUCGUGGCUCCUACAUUCUGCCCCAGAUCCAGCCCCCAGGAGCCCCCAGGGCUGGCCAGGGGAUGAACCGCGAGGGGGCGCCCGGGAAGAGCCCGGAGGAGACGUACAUUCAGCAGAAGGUUCGAGUGCUGCUCAUGCUGAGGAAGAUGGGAUCGAAUCUGACGGCCAGCGAGGAAGAGUUCCUGCGCACCUACGCGGGGGUGGUGAACAGCCAGCUCAGCCAGCUGCCCCAGCACUCCAUCGACCAGGGUGCCGAGGAUGUGGUGAUGGCGUUUUCCAGGUCGGAGACGGAGGACCGGAGGCAAUAGCGGUGAACCCCUUGGAACACCCUGGAAGCUGCCAGAAGAUCUGUGAGGACCUCGACCAGCUGAGUGGCGGCAGAUGACCUUCCCGGUUCCCCCUGCCCUUACACCCCCACCCCGCCCCGCCCCACAGUCACUCAGCAGGGCUGGCAUCGAGGGAGCCACCGGUGGUGCAGUUACAAUUGGCUUGAAGGGACGGACUCCUGAUUGGCUGCAGAAAGAAACCCUUUUAUUUUUAAAUCUUGACCAACAGACACCUUUUAUUUUUAUUUCUGACUUUUUUUUUUUUUUUUUUUUUUUUUUUAAUUUGCGCCUCGGUGUAUGGCUUCCCAGGAAGCUCUCCGAGAUCUGGUGCUUUAUUUAGGUCACUUUUUAGGAAUGUGAAGAGUCCUGAUUGGCUGCUUAAACUGGAAAAGGAUUUUGAUUGGCCGGCUAGUGGGAAAUGGUUUUUUUCUUUGAUUGGCUGCAGGUGUUCUGCUGAUAGCAACAGCUUCUCUCUUUUGAAUGCUGAAAACAGGGUUCGGGACAUUGGUUGUUAUAUUUGACUUGAAAAGGAAAAAAAAAAAAAAAAAAGAAAGAAAAGAAAGAAAGAAACCAAGUGCGCUCUGCAAUAUUUAUUACACAAAGCUUGCUGCUGCUUCCCCAAGUUUUGUUUGUGUUUGCCUUUGAUUGGCUUUUGAGAUGUGUGUUUGGUUUCUCAUUGGCUCAUCCAUGACUCCCGUUGCCACGGGCUGCCCCCGCCCCGUGGGGGAUCCACCGGGAGAGUGUGUUUGCUUUAAUGACCGCACCUGGCUGCCCUGGCCAGGGGUCCCCCAAGACCUCAUACAGGGUCUACAGCUGGAAAGCAGAGCCCCCGAGGAGGUUUGUGCCGUCCUGAAGGCACAGGCUAGAGCUUAGAGGUGACCACCAGGCAGGAUUUACGGGCAUCGCUUCCAUGGCUUGGCAAGCAGCCAGCUCCCCACGGGGGUGGGGGUGGGGAGUUGUUCAUCCCCAUCUGGGCCUCUUGGGGCUGCCGGUGCUCAGCUGAGGGGCACCGCUCUGGACGGCUGGGGCUUCUCCUGUAAAGGGCAGGAGCUGCUCCCAGCCCUGAGACUCCACAGUGCAGCAGAGGUUUCUGCCUGGGAGCCCAGAACCUCGCAAAGCUUGGCCCACAAAGCCGGGGAGACCUUUGGCUCUAAACCCCCAGCCCUGACCUCCGCUAGCCAGGCUCCCAAGGUGUGGGCCGCUGGGCAGUAGGGCCUAGCCAGCCCUCGGAGUUCUCGGAUCCCAGGCCGGUGCCCCUCACUGCACCGCCUCCAAAAGGGUCUCUCUCCAUGUCAGCCUGGAAUGGACAGAGUCACCGUUUAUUUAUGAAGUGCCACCUGAGACAGCUGGCUGCGCCAUCACUGAGCGGGUCCCACCCCGCUGGCCCUCAAGCCAGGUCCCCAGAAACACGUUGCCGAGCAGCCGUAUGUGAAGGGCUGGAAGAAGCCCCGGGUCUUCCCCCCCUGUCCUCCCCGUGCGCUUGGGGCUAGCCUGCCCUUCUCCCUGUAUCUCUCACCAGAGCGGAACCCAGGAGGGGAGGCGGAGAACGAUGCAGGCCUCAGGGACGGGGGCCUCCACCCUCCUCCGAGACAGUAAAUGGCUGAGGCCCUCUUUUUGCCCCAGGUAUCCCGAGCCAGGAGAAGACCCUAGGAGCGAAAUCUCCCCCUUCUCAGGGCUAGGGCUGUCCUGGAUCACAGGAGCUGCCUCAGGACCAUGUGGGCGGUCGUGCUGUGCUCUGAGCAUCGUCUGGGCCUUGCCCCAGGAGGACUUGCGUGUCAUAGUAUCCAUGACCCUGACCUCCACACGUGGGCCCCUGGCCCUGGUCAGCUGACCUGGUUAGGUUACCCUGCAAAGACUGUUGGUCCCCAGGGAACAAGGACCGUGGGGACUCCAGCAGGGGCCUGACGGCAUCUUCUUGCAGGAGCCGUGGCGCGUGUGCGCAUCCGCAAACACACUCCCAGCUCCGUGGCCUGCAGCCCCAGCUGAGCCCCUGGGGAAAGGGGAGCUUUUUCCCAGUGCCCUCUCCCAGGCUGUGACAUCUGCCAGCAGGCAUCAAUGGCGUGUUGCCAUCUGCCCCCUCUUCGUACCUGUAGCUCCCGUAAAGGGUCCAUGUCCUGGCCAGUGGUGUGUACUCUGCCCCAGCCUGCCCUCGUCAAGGUCACGGGCCUGCCACUUAAAACAGCGAUGGCCGAGAUCUGUCUGAACGGGAGAAGUGAAGGUGUUGCUGUGGCUCCAUAUUUCAAUGAAAAAUAUAUCUGUUGGAGAAAAAAAAUUAACAAUAAAGAUUUUUAAUAGC